CCCGCAGCCUGUGCCCUCCUCCCAACCUGUCUCCGGCUCUUGCCCCGCCCACCCGAAAGUGGGUGAAAGGUCGGCGCUGCAGGCACUGUGGCUGGGGCUGUGGAGCAGGACGGGUUCGGAACAGACCGACACAGUGCCGGUGAGGUGGACCGACGGGCCAUGGCAGGCGAAGCGAAGCCCAUCAGCCCGCUCAAGAACCUGCUGGCCGGCGGCUUUGGCGGCAUGUGCCUGGUAUUUGUGGGGCACCCGCUGGACACCGUCAAGGUCCGACUGCAGACACAGCCCCCGAGUUUGCCUGGACAGCCUCCCAUGUAUUCUGGGACCUUCGACUGCUUCCGGAAGACUCUUGUUAGAGAGGGCAUCACGGGGCUAUAUCGGGGCAUGGCUGCCCCCAUCAUUGGGGUCACCCCUAUGUUCGCCGUGUGCUUCUUUGGGUUUGGUUUGGGGAAGAAACUACAACAGAAAUGCCCAGAGGAUGUGCUUAGUUACCCCCAAAUAUUUGCAGCUGGGAUGUUAUCUGGUGUAUUCACCACAGGAAUUAUGACCCCUGGAGAACGGAUCAAGUGCUUGUUACAGAUUCAGGCUUCUUCAGGAGAAACCAAGUACCAUGGGGCCUUGGACUGUGCAAAGAAGCUAUACCAGGAAUCUGGGAUCCGAGGCAUCUACAAAGGGACAGUGCUCACCCUCAUGCGAGAUGUUCCAGCCAGCGGGAUGUAUUUCAUGACAUAUGAGUGGCUGAAGAAUAUCCUCACACCAGAGGGAAAGAGUGUCAGUGAGCUCAGUGUGCCUCGGAUCCUGGUGGCUGGGGGCAUCGCAGGGAUCUUCAACUGGGCUGUGGCAAUCCCCCCGGACGUGCUCAAGUCCCGCUUCCAGACUGCACCUCCUGGAAAAUAUCCUAAUGGUUUCAGAGAUGUACUGAGAGAGCUGAUCCAGAAUGAAGGAGUCACAUCCUUGUAUAAGGGGUUCAAUGCGGUGAUGAUCCGAGCCUUUCCAGCCAAUGCGGCCUGUUUCCUUGGCUUUGAAGUUGCCAUGAAGUUCCUUAAUUGGGCCACCCCCAGCUUGUGAGGCUGAAGGCUGCUCAAGGCUUCUGGGUUGUGGAGACUAUCACAAAGGAGGAGCGGUGGGCAGGACUAGGCAGUCCUAAAAGGCAAAGGGAGGGGAAUGGUGGGAUCAGAGCUCUGUACAUGGACUUGUUGAGACCAUUGCCUUAAUGACAUCUUCUACCUGGUAUAACUUGGUGUGCCAUUUUGAAACUUGAAUUUACUCAUGUCAAUUUAAGGGAUCUCAAGAGGAUUUGGAGGUGGAGUAAGUAGCUUCUAGACCAGAUACCACCUAUGGUCAGAGAGCUAUCUACUGGUUGACUACAGGCCCUACUACACCCAAAAUACUACUCGAGAAAGAGGGAAUUUCAGCUUCUCACUGGAGACAUGAUGCAUGUUUUCAACCAGCUGAACAAGAGCUGGUGUUUUCUUCGAUCCCUACCCACCAGAUUUCCAGGGUAUCACUUAAUCCUGGCCUGCACAUGGGGAUGUGGACUUCAGGUCCACAUCUCUCUGUCCGGGUGGACUGAGCAAAUGUGCCUAGGGACAGAUAGCCUGUUAACAGUCAGGUUGAUUUUUCUUUUUAAAUGCAUACAAGCAAUCAAAACUAAAACUACAGUAGCCUAAUUUCCCAGGAGUAGAUGGAGAGCUUUCCCUCCUACACAGCAAGAAGGGUUUUGAAUUAACAGUCCUAGCCUGCUGAGAUAAGUGACAAAGCCUGGGGUGUAGGAAAGGCUCUUUUCACACACUCUUUUCUCAUGAGAGCAUCCUGUUUUAACAGGAAACAAUAA
Messenger RNA from Neomonachus schauinslandi (Hawaiian monk seal), 1831 nucleotides. RefSeq names its product solute carrier family 25 member 20 (gene SLC25A20). The record is from RefSeq and is a predicted model, not a curated record. Bases 160 to 1065 code for a protein of 301 amino acids. Gene Ontology annotation, cellular component: mitochondrial envelope. The transcript has 9 exons. Lineage: Eukaryota; Metazoa; Chordata; Mammalia; Carnivora; Phocidae. Gene Ontology annotation, biological process: mitochondrial transport; positive regulation of neuron projection development; carnitine transmembrane transport. Gene Ontology annotation, molecular function: O-acyl-L-carnitine transmembrane transporter activity; low-density lipoprotein particle binding.